Molecule: messenger RNA, 1086 nt
Organism: Esox lucius (northern pike)
Lineage: Eukaryota; Metazoa; Chordata; Actinopteri; Esociformes; Esocidae
Gene: exosc6
Product: exosome component 6
Biological process (GO): nuclear mRNA surveillance; rRNA catabolic process; U4 snRNA 3'-end processing
Cellular component (GO): nuclear exosome (RNase complex); cytoplasmic exosome (RNase complex); nucleolus
Source: RefSeq, marked provisional
ACGCCAUGUGAUCAUUUCCUCCAAAAGUCCCUAAAUAGAGAAUAUUUCAACAAACAUUGCACGAGGUCGGAGAUUAAAACAACUUUUAGAAUACGUCCCAACCAUGCCGGUUGAUACAAAAAGGGUACGUGGUCCGGAGGUCUCUCAAAGUCCAUCUCUCUUUCUGUGUAAAACCGCAGCAAAUAAGUCAUUUACUCAGAAAGACGCAAGGGUAGAUGGUAGGCAACGUGGUCAAGUGGAUGUCCGAUCCGUUUUUGUUCGAUGUGGGUUGAUCAGUCAAGCCAAAGGUUCAGCCUACAUUGAAGCCGGGAAUACGAAACUCAUCUGCUGUGUUUACGGACCGAGAGAGAUGGAGCGCAAGGAUGAGACCGAUAUGAAAUCCGGUAGACUCAUGACUGACAUGAGAUUUGCACCUUUCUCUUGUCGAGAGAGGGGUUCGUGGAUUCAAGGUAGCGAUGAAAAGGAUUUGUCGCUGAUGCUGUUAGAGAGCCUGAGACCAGGAGUGUGUUUACACAAGUACCCUCGCUCUCAGAUUGAAGUGAAUGUGAUGGUCCUAGAAAACGACGGCUCCGUUUUGGCACAUGCAGUCACCUGUGCGUCUAUGGCGCUUGCGGACGCGGGCAUUGAGAUGUACGAUCUUGUUCUUGGAUGUUCAAUCCGUCAAGAAAGUGCCACAUACCUCAUCGACCCAACCUAUCUGGAGGAAAAUGGAUGCAACUUGGCAUCUGGAUCUGGGGAUAAUUUCGGUAGCCUAACGGUUGCAUUUCUGCCUAGUUUGAACCAGAUUUCUGGACUGCAGUCGGAUGGCGAGAUGGGUGAGGACAUCCUGACUGGGGGUGUGCGCACUUGCAUUGAAGGGUGCUUCAAACUGUACCCUGUCAUUCAGCAAGCUCUAACCAAGGCUGUGCGAAGAAAAGCACCACCAUCAGAAAACUGAUCGACUGUAGUGUUUCAUUAUGUCAGGCUUCAUAGAUUUGAUUAAUGCUUUUGUAAAAAUAUGACAUUUCUCAUUUUACUGUUUGUUUUGACAGAAUUACUUCAUACAUACACUUAUAAAGAAAUCAUUUAUUAAAAAUGUACGCUCAG